AACUCUGUCACACAGCUCUUCGUGUGCAACUUGAAUUUUCCUGACGGAAAAAAACAACGAUUUGUUUGAUUUAAAACACUUAACAAUUGCAAACGCAGUGUCGUUUCAAUUUACACGCAAUUAACAGUGAAAAAUGUUGGUCAACGAAGCCAGACAAGUGUUGAGCCGCGCCAGCUCCUUGGCGGCACGUCACCAGCUGCGUGCUAUUAGCAACACAACUCAGGUGGAACAGCAGGCGAAGCCAAAGGAGGAAUUGGAACCGCAGAUCAAGAAGUUUGAGAUCUAUCGCUGGAGUCCCGACAAUGCCGGCGAGAAGCCCUACAUGCAGACCUAUGAGGUUAACAUGCGUGAAUGCGGUCCCAUGGUGUUGGAUGCUCUCAUCAAGAUCAAGAAUGAGAUGGAUCCCACGCUGACAUUUCGUCGCUCGUGUCGCGAGGGUAUCUGUGGCUCCUGCUCCAUGAACAUUGGUGGCAUCAACACCUUGGCGUGCAUCAGCAAGAUCGAUGCGACCAGCUCGAAGCCAUUGAAGGUGUAUCCCUUGCCACAUAUGUAUGUGGUGCGCGAUCUGGUUCCGGACAUGAACAACUUCUACCAGCAGUACAAAAAUAUUCAGCCCUGGCUGCAGCGCAAGAACGAAGCUGGUGAGAAGAAGGGCAAGGCACAGUACUUGCAGUCUGUCGAGGAUCGCUCCAAGUUGGACGGUCUCUACGAGUGCAUCAUGUGCGCUUGCUGCUCCACAUCGUGCCCCUCGUACUGGUGGAAUGCCGAGAAGUAUCUGGGCCCGGCUGUGUUGAUGCAGGCCUAUCGCUGGAUCAUUGACUCCCGUGACGAGAACACCGUGGAGCGUCUGAGCAAGUUGAAGGAUCCGUUCAGCGUUUAUCGUUGUCACACCAUCAUGAACUGCACACGCACCUGUCCCAAGGGUCUGAAUCCAGGACGUGCCAUCGCCGAAAUCAAGAAACUGCUUUCUGGCCUGGCUUCGAAGCCAGAACCCAAAUUGGAGACGGCAGCGCUGCACAAGUAGAGAAUUUGUUAACCUAUCACACUCUUUGUUUGUGAAUCCGCUCCCUUGACUCCCAGUUCAGAUUGCCUCUGGCAACAGUAGAUAACCAACAUUUUUGCUUAUUAUGUUUAUAAUUUAUUUAAGCUUAAAGUAAACGACAAUUUGUUAUUACAGUUUGUAAAGGGAACUUUGUAGUCGCAAAAAGUAAUUAACUAAAUGGUGUAACUAUGAAA
This is a messenger RNA of Drosophila innubila, 1236 nucleotides long. RefSeq names its product succinate dehydrogenase [ubiquinone] iron-sulfur subunit, mitochondrial (gene SdhB). The coding region runs from base 134 to 1024 and encodes 296 amino acids. Gene Ontology annotation, cellular component: mitochondrial membrane. NCBI's taxonomy places the organism in Eukaryota, Metazoa, Arthropoda, Insecta, Diptera, Drosophilidae. The transcript has 3 exons. Gene Ontology annotation, molecular function: electron transfer activity; 2 iron, 2 sulfur cluster binding. Gene Ontology annotation, biological process: tricarboxylic acid cycle; aerobic respiration; respiratory electron transport chain. The record is from RefSeq and is a predicted model, not a curated record.